Myxocyprinus asiaticus (Chinese sucker) is the source of this 4856-nucleotide messenger RNA. Its product is annotated as NLR family CARD domain-containing protein 3-like. Gene Ontology annotation, molecular function: protein binding. The transcript has 9 exons. The record is from RefSeq and is a predicted model, not a curated record. The coding region runs from base 542 to 3835 and encodes 1097 amino acids. NCBI's taxonomy places the organism in Eukaryota, Metazoa, Chordata, Actinopteri, Cypriniformes, Catostomidae.
UAAGGUCGAGAAUAUUACUGAGGAUCAGUAAGAGUUAAAUCGUUGAACGGUAGACAGAAGAGGAUUGCUGAGUUCGAAAUUGCAUACUACUUAUACUAUUUCUGCUAUUUCGUACUCAGCCAAUGUCACCAGACUAGAAUGUGACGAUUAACUGCGCCACUAGAUGGGGUGUUCAACUAAGUAAACGAAGAGAUCGUUUCACACUGACUUAAGUGGAUUUGACUGGUUUAAUGUUUAAAAUGUAUUGUUGAUAAAUCGAAGGUAUACUGGUAUGGUUGUGUUUUUCCAAUUAUAUCCCGAUUUGCAGUUUAAUAAAUGUAAAAUUAGUGGGUAGUAGUGAUUUUUUUGUUCUGGGUGGAGUUGUAAAAACCGAGUCACAUUAAUUCCAGAUAAGGUAGGCAAAACGAAAGUAAAAGUAAGGGAAAAGACGCCAUUUCAAGGCUUUCUACCUAAACGACGGGAAUCUACACUUCAGUAUAUGUUUGGUCUGAAAUCAGUCUCUACACUCUGAGAAAAGAGACUAGAUGGCACUGCCUCCAAAAUGAGUCUCAUUGAGGAGAGAGAUGAGGAGGACACUACCUCUAAAACAAGUUUCAGCAAGCAAAAAGAAGAGUCUGGUGCUGAUCAGUACCAGAUUUCAAGAGCAUCAUCUCCAGGAUCAAGUUCUCUGUCUACUAAGAGUGAUGAACCUAUGAGAAAUCUGAUGCCUGAAUUUACUGAUGGAGCUGCAACCUCAGACCUUGGAAUCAUCAGGUGUAAGAGAAAAAGUGGAGCUCGUCCAGAACCUAGCUGUGUGUCUAUGAAGAGUGACAACUCUAUGAUGUGUCCUCCUGAAUUUAGUGAUAAAGCAGAGAACUCUGACCUCAGGAGGAAGAGAGAGAGAGACGCAUCUUCAGAACCUAGCCGUGUGUCUAUGAAGAGUGACAACUCUAUGAUGUGUCCCCCUGAAUUUAGUGAUAAAGCAGUGACCUCUCAAACUUUGUGGAAGAUACAUGAAAUGAACAGUUCUGUGAAGUCCCAUAUCAGGCAGCAAAACACAAAAGCUCACCAACAGACACACACAGAGUUGAAGGAGACUGGAGACCAGCAGGUGUGUUCUUGUCAACCAGUAGAUGACUUUCUGCCAAGAGUAAAUGACCAACACAAAACCAGCAUGAAAAACAAGUAUGACAGCUUAUUUGAAGGAUUCAAACGACAAGAGAAUCAAGCCCUCCUGAAUAGGAUUUACACGCAGCUCUACAUCACAGAGGGAGAGAGUGAAGGGGUGAAUGAAGAACAUGAGGUUUUACACAUGGAGAAAACACCCAGAACUCAACACUUACAUGAUAUUCCAAUCUACUGCAAUGACAUCUUUAAACCUGAACCAGGAUGUGAGGAGAAGAGAACAGACAAAAUAAAGACUGUUCUUACUAAAGGCAUCGCUGGAAUUGGAAAAACAGUCUCUGUGCAGAAGUUCAUUCUGGACUGGGCCGAAGGAAAAGCCAAUCAGGAUGUAGAUUUCAUGUUUGUGCUCCCAUUUCGAGAGUUGAACUUGAUUAAAGAUGAGCAGUACAGUCUUCACAAACUUCUGCUGGACUUUCAUCCAGAACUUCAUGAUCUGGACUCAAAGAUUUAUGAUCAGUGUAAACUUGUGUUCAUCUUUGACGGUCUGGAUGAAAACAGAAUUCCACUGGAUUUUUCAGACAGUGAGAAAGUUUCUGAUGUGACUGAGACUUCAUCAGUUGGUGUGUUGAUGACAAACCUCAUCAAAGGAGAGCUGCUUCCCUCUGCUCUCAUCUGGAUUACCUCCAGACCAGCAGCAGCCAAUCAGAUCCCCUCCAAAUACAUCAAACGUGUCACAGAAAUCCAGGGAUUCAAUGACCCUCAGAAGGAGGAAUAUUUCAGGAAGAGAAUCAGUGAUGAACAUCAAGCCAGCAGAAUCAUCUCACACAUUAGAAGAUCAAGAAGCCUCCACAUCAUGUGCCACAUACCAGUCUUCUGUUGGAUCUCAACCACUGUGCUUCAAAAUAUCCUGAAACAAGAUGACAGUGCAGAAAUCCCUCAGACUCUGACUGAAAUGUACAUCCACUUCCUGCUCAUUCAGAUCAAUAUGAGGAAUCAGAAGUAUGAAGAGAGAGAUCCAGAGAAACCCCUGCAGUCCAACAGUGAAGUGAUUUUUAAACUUGCUGAACUGGCUUUCAAACAGUUGAUGAAGGGCAAUGUCAUGUUCUAUGAGGAGGACCUGAAAGAGAGCGGGAUAGACAUCACUGAAGCCUCAGUGUAUUCUGGGAUCUGCACUGAAAUCUUUAAGGAGGACUCUGUGAUUCAUCAGAGGAAAGUCUACUGCUUCAUUCAUCUCAGCAUUCAGGAGUUUCUGGCUGCUUUCUAUGUGUUUUACCAUUAUGUUAUCAAAAAUCUUAACAUAUUGCAGUUUUUGGAUCAAGUUCAUAAUCUGCAUAGGGACGCAAUUGAUAAAGCUCUUCAGAGUGCAAAUGGAAGCCUGGAUCUUUUUCUGCGAUUCCUACUGGGAAUCUCACUGGAGUCCAGUCAGAGACUCUUACAGGAUCUACUGACACACACAGAGAACAGCUCAGAGAGCAUCAAGAAAACCUCACUGUACAUUAAAAACACAAUCAAGAAUGCCAAGCAUCUCUCGACUGAAAGAUCCAUCAGUCUGUUCCUCUGUCUGUUGGAGAUGAAAGAUCAGACUCUGUACAGAGAGAUUCAGGAGUUUCUAAAAUCAGACAAACACACAGAGAAUAAACUCACUCCUGCUCAAUGUUCAUCAAUCGCCUACAUGCUUCAGAUGUCAGAGGAGGUGCUGGAUGAGCUGGACCUGAAGAAAUACAACACAUCAGAAGAGGGAAGAAGGAGACUGAUACCAGCUGUGAGCAACUGCAGAAAAGCUAUUCUUGCUGUCUGUAAUCUCACUGGUCAGUGCUGUGAAAUUGUGGCUUCAGCUCUACAAUCAUCUAAGUCCCUCUUGAGAGAGCUGGACCUGAGUAACAAUGACCUGCAGGAUUCAGGAGUGAAGCUGCUCUCUAAUGGACUGAAUAGUACAAACUGUAAACUGGAGAUACUGAGAUUAUCUGGCUGUAUGGUGACAGAGGUCGGCUGUUGUUAUCUGGCUUCAGCGCUGAGAUCAAACCCCUCACAUCUGAUAGAGCUGGAUCUGAGCUACAAUCACCCAGGAGAAUCAGGAGUCAAACUGCUCUCUGAGAGACUCAAUGAUCCAAACUGCAAACUGAACAAACUCAAUGUGGACCAUAAUGAACCCUUCAGAAUCACACUAGGACCACAAAAAUAUUUCUGUGAUCUCACACUGGAUCCAAACACAACACACCCUACCCUCUUGCUGUCUGAGGAGAACAGAAAGGUGACACAUGUGAAAGAAAAGCAGUCAUAUCCUGAUCAUCCAGAAAGAUUUGAGCACUAUGAGCAGGUUCUGUCUAAAGAGAGUCUGACUGGACGCUGUUACUGGGAGGUUGAAUGGAGUGGCAAGGGUCAUAUAGCAGUGACAUAUAAAAGAAUAAACAGAAAACAUGGGUUUUAUUGUCGGGUUGGUCUCAAUGAACAUUCCUGGUGUCUUUACUGGACUGACAAUGGAAACAUUUGUACUGUCUGGCACAAUAAUAAGAACAUUGAAAUACCCACUCCCUCACCUCCAUCUAACAGAAUAGGAGUGUAUCUGGAUUGGCCGGCCGGCACUCUGUCCUUCUACAGCAUCUCUGACAAACACACACUCACACACUUACACACAUACAACACCACAUUCACUGAACCCCUCUAUGCUGGAUUUAGGGUUUAUCCUGAUUCCUCAGCGUCUCUGUGUCAGGUGAGGCAUUCAAAAUUCUGAAAAAUAUCUACCACAAACACAUUAAUGCAAACUGUUUCAAAUGUGUCCAUUAUACCUGAAUUACUGACUUAAAAGAUUCAAUAAUUGAUCAUUGAAGUUAAUCCCUGGAUUGUUAUCGUGGCAACUGGUCCAAAACCUGCUUGGGACACAUACAGUGGGGUUUCAGAAAAUGUGGUAAAGAGUGCUGUAGAAAAGUAUGGUUAAGAAAUUCAAACCUUUGCUAUUUCCCAGCCUUGAAUAAAGUGAGCUUUCAUGCCAUUGUGGAACUGCGUCACACGCAGAAUUGAAACAUUUGAGACAACAAACAUGAUAAAAUAAAUAGAUAGAUCUACAGAUACAUGGAAAUUUAGUGGCUUUAACUUAAAUGCUUUAAAUUGUAGUUUCAGCAUUUUUACUAUGAAUUAGUUGUAGAUUAAAAUUAUGAUUGAAUAUAAAAUGUAUAAAUCAUGUAUGUAGUUACACAGAUAUUCCUUUACACUACAAUGUAUAUAAUAUUUCAAUAUUUAAAUUCACAAAUGAGCUUCGUUUAUUGUCAAUAAAGAAGAAAAACUCUAGAAGCUAUCUGUUAGACUGUAUCAUUUCAGGUCUUGCUCUAGAUAUGAGACUUCCUCUGUAGUCCAGGAAUCAAGUUGGUGGAAUUGAAAAGGGUGUUUUGAUAAUAAAUUCUUCUUUAUAAAAUUCAGAGCAACCACUAGGUGGUGCAAUGAUGAUCGCUGGUGGACAGUUUAUUGGUCCCAGUCUCCCUAAGAAGCACUGUAAAAACAGUAAAAAGUGAUGGUUGAAGACCGUUGUUAGUAGUCAUAACAGCUCAAAGUAGUUAAAUGAAUAGGGCCUCGGUCAUAUGUCAGAUCACACAUGCACACACACACACACAGCUUUUACGAACAGACAUUCAUUAUGGACAAGAAAUUGAGAUGAGUUGGUAUAAGGAAAGCAUUCUAUGCUACUUUUGCUUUAUCUGGGAGAGUUAAUUACAAGGAAUAUAUAUAUAUAUAUAUAUAUAUAUAUAUAUAUAUAUAUA